AAUACUAGAAAUGGCGCGCGCUUACGGUCUCCGUCCCCGAUUAUGGCUCCUGAUAUUACCCCAUAGCUCCUUAGAGUACAGCUUUUCCGCGGCAUUCUCAACAAGGCACAUUUCAAAUGCAAUACGCGAUUUAACAAAGGUGGUCGAAAUGAAACAUGAAUUCGUUUAUCUUUCCCAUGGUACCUUUCGUGCCACUUCCUUUUAGCACACUGUGUUUCCGUUGGCGUAUGUUUGUGGGGUAUUUCUUAAACUCGAGUCUUUAAUAUUUAUUGGCUGAUUAAAAACUCGUAAAUGAGAUGAAAUGCCAGUAUGCCAUCAGUGUUAACAAAGACGAAGUAAAAGACGUCUUAAAGAGAGACAUUGUUGUGAAGGAUGCGUUUGUGAAAAUUUAAAAGUCUUGGUCACCUGCUCGCAGUGAAAGAAGCUGAACAUGGCUUAAAACUCUUUUGACCUUUCGUCAUGUUUAUCGACUGGGUGAACGUCCCACCCAAUUUAGUGCCAUUACCUCAAUAACGCUUCGAAACUCAAAGUAGAACUGUUCAUAAAAUGGAAGACAGCUUCAAUUUAAUUAAUUACCCAUUCCUCAUUAGAAUGGACCACACACGCUCGCGAACUGUUUGUGUUUUGUCGCGAACACCUUUACUACCAAACUGUUGUUGACGACGUUCGGCCUGUUUAUCUUAAUUAACGAAUGCUCGCGCCGAAGAUGCAAUUUCUAUUCGACAAUUCAGUGAGCGAAAACUUAAGCUUUCGGCGAGAUAACAGAUAACGAAUGUUUACCUGCAGGUAAGAAAAAAACGUAUUAUGGCUGAGCUGUCCUGCCGGGGGGCAACUUGUUAGCGUUUUUCCUUUGUUUCUUAAGCCGUGUGAAUGGACAACUCCUUAGCUACGAAUAUUUGGUCGUCAUAACAAAUUCUCACAAGUUUUUUUUUCUGUAUGUAAGAUUGGCAGUGUUGAGACGGUUCAGUCGCAUUUGCUGAUCAGAGUUUUGAGGGUAAAAUUACACGCUUCUCUAAUUUCCACUUUCAAGAGGAAAACUUUCACUUUUGCCGUUCCCAGAAGUAACAGGGAGCCCGCGCAUAACGAGUUUGAAACAGUGCGCGUUUUUUGGGAAGGGCUGUUAACUUGUCUGAGAACACGGUAGCUGUCGAGCUUUUAGCGCAUCCAAAAUGCCAGGUCAGAAGAAAUCUGCAGAAUUAGCCGCCCUCCUUGUGGUGUCGUUUAGCUUGGCGACUGUGAUCCUUUCUGAAGGUCAGAAAUUGACGUGUGUCUGCUCUACACCGUGGUCGAGCUCAUCGUCCAGUGUGUCACCAUCAAGUUCCUCCUCGGCUAGUGCAUCGGAUUCAAGUUCGUCUUUUUCAAGUGUAUCUGACUCGAGUUCGUCUUCUGCGAGUGCAUCUGACUCGAGUUCGCCUUCUUCAAGUGUAUCUUACUCAAGUUCGUCUUCUGCGAGUGCAUCCGACUCGAGUUCGUCUUCUUCAAGUGUAUCUUACUCAAGUUCGUCUUCUGCGAGUGCAUCUGACUCGAGUUCGUCUUCUUCAAGUGUAUCUGACUCAAGUUCGUCUUCUGCGAGUGCAUCUGACUCGAGUUCGUCUUCUGCGAGUGCAUCUGACUCGAGUUCGUCUUCUUCAAGUGUAUCUGACUCGAGUUCGUCUUCUGCGAGUGCAUCUGACUCGAGUUCGUCUUCUUCAAGUGUAUCUGACUCGAGUUCGUCUUCUGCGAGUGCAUCUGACUCGAGUUCGUCUUCUGCGAGUGUAUCUCUCUCGAGUUCGUCUUCUGCAAGUGUGUCAGCUUCUAGUUCCUCCUCUUCGAGUGUAUCUGACUCCAGUUCCUCCUCAGCUAGUGUGUCUGACUCCAGUUCCUCCUCAGCUAGCCUGUCUGACUCGAGCUCUUCCUCAGCUACUGUUUCACCGUCAAGUUCCUCCUCGGCCAGUUUAUCAGCAUCGACAUGUUCCUGCUACUAUACCACUAUAUCAGCAAGCAGUUCCAGUGUGUCUGACAGCUCCAGCAGCAGUGCUAGUGUUUCCGAGUCCGUAAGUUCCAGCAGCAGUUCUAGUGUUUCAGAGUCCCAAAGUUCCAGCAGCAGUGCAAGUAUGUCUGAUAGUUCCAGCAGCAGUGCAAGUGUGUCUGAUAGUUCCAGCAGCAGUUCUAGUGUUUCAGAGUCCGUAAGUUCCAGCAGCAGUACCAGUGUGUCUGAUAGUUCCAGCAGCAGUUCUAGUGUUUCAGAAUCUGAAAGUUCUAGCAGCAGUGCUAGUAUGUCUGACAGUUCCAGCAGCAGUGCCAGUAUGUCUGAUAGUUCCAGCAGUAGUGCAAGUGUUUCCAAUUCCAUAAGUUCCAGCAGCAGUGCCAGUGUGUCUGAUAGUUCCAGCAGCAGCGCCAGUGUUUCAGAGUCUGAAAGUUCCAGCGGCAGUACCAGUGUGUCUCCAUCUUCCAGCAGCAGUACCAGUGUGUCUCCAUCUUCCAGCAGCAGUGCCAGUGUGUCUCCAAGCUCAAGCAGCAGUGUCAGUGUGUCCCCAUCAUCAAGCAGCAGUGCCGGUGUGUCUCCAUCUUCCAGCAGCAGUACCGGUGUGUCUCCAUCUUCCAGCAGCAGUACCAGUGUGUCUCCAUCUUCCAGCAGCAGCGCCAGUGUGUCUCCAUCUUCCAGCAGCAGUACCAGUGUGUCUCCAUCUUCCAGCAGCAGUGCCAGUGUGUCUCCAAGCUCAAGCAGCAGUGCCAGUGUGUCCCCAUCAUCAAGCAGCAGUACCAGUGUGCCUCCAUCUUCCAGCAGCAGUGCCAGUAUGUCUCCAUCUUCCAGCAGCAGUACCAGUGUGUCUCCAUCUUCCAGCAGCAGUACCAGUGUGUCUCCAUCUUCCAGCAGCAGUGCCAGUGUGUCUCCAAGCUCAAGCAGCAGUGCCAGUGUGUCCCCAUCAUCAAGCAGCAGUACCAGUGUGCCUCCAUCUUCCAGCAGCAGUGCCAGUAUGUCUCCAUCUUCCAGCAGCAGUACCAGUGUGUCUCCAUCUUCCAGCAGCAGUACCAGUGUGUCCCCAUCAUCAAGCAGCAGUACCAGUGUGUCUCCAUCUUCCAGCAGCAGUGCCAGUGUGUCUCCAUCUUCAAGGAGCAGUGAUUCUUCAUCCUCAUCGAUGUCUCCCACCAAACCUUUAACAGGUUCCACUUCGAUGACUUCCUCCUCGCACUCAGAAUCAUCAGUUUCCAUUUCAUCAACGCCUUCGGAAUCAAUGCACUUUUCAUCCACGGUUGUGCCAGAUCCAUGCAGUUCUCUAUAUUGUCUUAACAAUGGCGAGUGCGAAGUGAAUCUCAAUGGAACAGCUGAAUGUGACUGCGCCCCUGGUUUCAUAGGAAUGACUUGCGAGAUAGAUGUGGACGAGUGUAAUGGUACUAAUGGUACUAGUCCGUGCCAAAACAAUGGAACUUGCAUAGACGGGAUAAAUAGCUAUUCUUGCAACUGUACCGCUGGAUUCAUUGGGCCAAACUGUAGCCACGUUGACCCUUGCUAUAACACCGAUCCGUGUAAGAAUGACGGCGCAUGCUAUGUAGCGGAUGAUUACAGUUUCUUCUGCGUCUGUCCGAUUCCUAAAGCUUACACUGGACCUGAUUGUGGUACUCCGAUUGACUGUUUCUGGGACGUUAUUUACCCGUACGGAGAAGAACAACAAGACCAGGAAAUGGAGGUGGAUUUGGUCGAGGGAGGAGAAUGUAAAACAAUAAGGAACGACGAUGGCUUUUAUUUCUAUGACAUAAAGCGAUACAAACUGUCUAUUUGCGCGGAUGGAACGAUUCGUUUCGAUCAGGCUUUAGUGCUAAACUCUGCGCCAUUACCAACCUGGGAUACGUUGAAAUUCCGGUUCACAGUUCCCAUGUUAUUCCCAUUCUGGUCAGUAAUCGAUCGUGACCACUCGUUCUGUUCCAGUGCUGAAGACUGCUUAUUCGAUUACUCAAAUCGUUCUGCUGUCUUCCGCCAAGUUUAUAAAGAAGGCUCCAAUGCGCCGAAUGCUUCCUACAUACUAGAUAGAGCAAGUCAAGAUGUCAGGAACAACACACAGUCGUUUAGUUUCUUCUCAGCCACAUGGGUACUCGUGGUGACGUGGCUGCGUCUUCGACCCAAGGUGCUGUCUGUGAGAGACGUCAAAGAAGAUAUUACCAACACUUUUCAAGCAGUUAUAAUAACAGAUGGAACCUACACGUUUCUGAAAUACCAUUACCCCUGUGGCGGCCUUCAGUGGGCAACACCGACUUUUGAUGACCUCUUCUCAGUAGCUGGCUUCAACGCUGCAGAUGGUGAGCUGAGUGACCGAGCUAGGUUUCCUACUCUUGAUGGGUCGGCGUCACAAAGAGCGACGGAGCUUUCCACUUUCUUACAAGAUGAAAAUUCAAUCAUUCGAGGAGAGUUCAGUUUCAGAAUUGAAACAAGGACGGGUGAUGAUGAUGAAACAAAGUGCAGGAAGUGGGUCAAAUUUCAAGAGGAUAAUCUCAAAAGUCUGAUAACACAGUCAUUUUUGCCGAGAUGCCCAUGUUCAUUAUUCCAAGCCCUCUUCGACAGCAGAUUCUUUUUUUCGGACCCCUUCACGGAGAACAUAUGUUUUAACUCUUCUGUCAUAACCCCCAUCACUGGAAAUCUUGUUUCUGGAGUUCUUUUCCAAAGGUGUUGCUAUUCGCCACAAUUUGGUGCACUUGUUGUAGACGAAGUUGACGCUGGCAGCGUAGUAUUUGAAAAAGGAAAAACUACUCUGCCGGACGAUGUAUUGGAUGACUUCGCUGCAAAACAGGUCUGCUGCUAUAACUCCCCAAACUGUGACAAGUUCUACUCCGUGAGACCAUCCCAGGACUGUACAGGAUACCUUCCACUUAUUAGAAUAUGGUUUUGGGGAGAUCCACACUUAAAAACACUGGACGAUAAAGAUUACACUUUCAACGGUAUCGGAGAAUACACAAUGGUUGAUGCCGACAACAGCUCGUUUGUUCUCCAAGCAAGAACUGUUUUGGCUCCAGGGAACCUUAGCAUAGCAACGGUCUUUUCAGCAGGGGCGGCUAAGGAAUACAAUACCAGCACAGUUGAAGUCAGAGCCAUGAACGAAAGUGGUUUGGCACUAUACAUCGAUGGCACGUUGUUCGCUGGCUACAACGAUUUAACUAACGUGAGUAAAGACAUUGGAGGCAACUUGAGGGCCGCCAGAAAAACUGAAAAGUGUCUUGAUAUUACUUUCAAGUCUGGAACGGGGGUGCAAUUCUGCGUAGACAAAGGUUUGAUGACGUUUGUGGUGAUGUUAACCGAUGAGUAUUUUAACAAGACCAGAGGACUGCUCGGAACUUUCAAUGGCAAUCCUGAUGAUGACUUUACCUUACCAAAUGGAACUGUCCUUUCGCCAAACUUGACUUCAAGUGAAAUUCAUUAUGAUUUUGGUUUAGAGUGGCAAAUAACGAACGAAGAGUCAUUGUUCACCUACGCGCCUAAUGAAAGCGUUGCCACCUUUGCCAAUGCAAGCUUCGAGCCCAUGUUUGUGGAAAAUAUUGAGUGGGCGGACAAUGCCACAAGGGACGCUGCCUUCUCAGCGUGUGAUGGAGAUGUCGCCUGUUUGUUUGAUGCUGCAUCUACCAAUGAUGUUUCCAUAGGAACUAACAGCAAAGAUGUUAACGUCCAGUUGGUAAAAGAGAACGAAGAGCUUGCCAAUUUCCCUCCAAAGUUUAUUUACGUUCCAACAAUGAUCGAGGCCAAGCUUGGAGAAAUCGUUUUCGUCAACGUAACUGCCACAGACAACAACUCAUUUGUAUUCAACGUCCUGAACAAGCCGCCAGGGGCCAGCUUCAGUAGUACGGGAGGUCUCCUAAACUUUACAUGGAACGUAACCUCCUCUGAAAGGGUUAAGUUCACAUUCAUAGCAACAGACGAGUUCAACGCUUCCGUGAGUUCUAUACCGACCAUAAAGAUGUGUGCCUGCGAAAAUGGUGGUCAGUGCGUCGCUCCAGAGCUGGGCGACAAACUAAACAACGACAGUAAAUUCAUAGUCCAAGGCUGCACAUGCGCAGCGGGAUACACAGGCAGGUUUUGUGAAAACGACAUUGACGCCUGUACUUUCAACGGAAAUCCUUGUUUCACGGGUGUUAACUGCACAGAUCAACCUCCUCCAGCAAAUAUUACAGGCUUUAUUUGUGGACCUUGUCCAUCCGGGUAUUUUGGAGACGGUCUCGAAUGCACUGACAUCGACGAAUGUAGCAACAACACUUUGAACAACUGUGAGCAGACAUGUGUCAACAGUCUUGGCUCGUUUAGCUGUGAAUGUAAUUCUGGCUACAGUUUGAACAGCAAUGAUUUUGGCUGUGAUGAUAUUAACGAAUGUGAGCCCACAAGUGAUUGCAUGCACCAGUGUAACAACACGGAAGGAAGUUACCACUGUUACUGUAAUGAAUUCUUCAAGGUUGAUACAAGCGACCCAAAAAGCUGCACACCCAUUACGGAAUGCCCAGUAAGCAAUGAUUGCCACCAAGUCUGUUUCAUAAAGGGAGGUAACAGCCAGGCUUGUGACUGUGAUGCGGGUUAUAAACUUGAAAGUGAUAACAAAACCUGUAAUGAUAUUGACGAGUGUGAAAUUGAUGACAUAAAGUGCACGCAGUCGUGUCAGAAUAAAGAUGGAGGAUACGACUGUCAGUGUUAUACUGGAUUUAAUUUGGAAGCUGAUGGUUUCACAUGUACAGACAUUAAUGAAUGCUUGGAUCCAAGUUUGUACAGCUGUCCUGGACAAUUCCGUGUCUGUGCUAAUAUUCCUGGUAACUACACCUGUGAAUGCCAGAAUGGAUUGUUCUACAUCAACAACACUUGCCAGGCCCUCCUGCCAGGCGAGAAGCCACCUGACCCAACAGUUCCAGUACCAAAGGAGGCAUCAGACAAUGAAGUUCAGAAUUCAGUGAAUAUUACAGUGCCGAGUAUGACACUAAUUGAGUACACCGCGGCGGUUGAUCUAGAGUUCAGGAAGACAACCGCCAAACAGGCCGACAACUAUUGUCAAGAGAAUAAAGAUGAGUGUGGAAUAACAAGCAAAAGAAGAAGGCGGAGCACACAGAUUAUUACUGCCGAUAACGUUCACUUACUACCAGGCUACCCAUUGGAAGAAAACUCGGCCUUGAGGUUGGCUUUCUACAUUUUACUGCCGUCAUUCCUUGAAAGCAGUGGCAUUAUCCCUGCGGCUGUUCUUGCGCAAGUGGUGAACGACGUCAAGUCAGAUCUUGAGACAGUGUUGGGAUAUACUAUCUCUGAAAUAAAGUUGACACAUGAGCCGACGACGACCACAGCUCCACCGGCACCUACUAAUGCUACUAAUGUAACGACCUCGGAGCAGCCUCAGACAACUGGUCCAGCCUCCACUGUUACCACCACGGAGAAAACGGAUGACGACUGGAAAUGGAUCGUGAUUGGAGUCGUUGUUGGCGUUGUAGUCAUUGUUAUAAUCGUCCUGGUCGUCUACUUAGUGAUUAGGAGAAAGAAUUCAAGCAAAGUUGGCAUAAUAAGCGGCGAUAGAGAAAGUGGGCAACAUUCAAGAGAUGAAAAUGGCAAUCCUGGCGGUGAGGGGCAUCUCAUGGCGACCUUUCACAUGGAGCAAGGCCAAGGAUCAUCUAGGGCGUAAAGCACAAUAGCUACAAUCUUAACCAUAGAAGCUAGCUCUGGACACCUCUCCUUCCAGACCUUUUAAAAGCCAAGUAGCUGAACUCUGUAUAUUGCAGCGAUUGUGUAAAAGGUCGAUGCGCAAGCAGCACACAAAAGAGCAUGUGAGAAUCUGAAGCCACUAGGCGAGGCUAAGCUUCCAGUUAUUGACUUUCUUUAUUAGUUAUUGUCUCGUAUUAGCAGCACAGAUAGCUGUUGCGGUCUUAUGUGGCUUCAUCAGCAUAGCAUAUCUGACAUACAACAGGUAUUAUCGGUGAGAUGAAAAGUCAGUCCGUAAAACAGUAUUUAUUCACGUUCAUUGGUCCUUAAAUGAGAAGUAUUGUUUUAAAACGAAUUUCUAUUUCGAGGAUGUGAUCUUGAGUUAAACUUGUAUUUUAGUUAGGUGGGAUGUAAACCGAUUGACUCGAGAAAGUUUAAGCGAUUUUUAAGCAGUUGACUUGUAGAGUUUGAUCAUUGACCAAAAAAGCUCCUUCUC
Molecule: messenger RNA, 8126 nt
Organism: Orbicella faveolata
Lineage: Eukaryota; Metazoa; Cnidaria; Anthozoa; Scleractinia; Merulinidae
Biological process (GO): cell-matrix adhesion
Molecular function (GO): calcium ion binding
Source: RefSeq, a predicted model, not a curated record